Molecule: messenger RNA, 798 nt
Organism: Fraxinus pennsylvanica
Lineage: Eukaryota; Viridiplantae; Streptophyta; Magnoliopsida; Lamiales; Oleaceae
Source: the annotation of a GenBank genome assembly
AUGGCAGGAGAAACCACUUCAGCUUCUUCUUUACCACUUGAUGGCAGGGUAGCAAUAGUAACAGGAGCUUCGCGUGGAAUCGGUCGUGCAAUCGCAGUUCACCUCCACUCCCUGGGUGCCAAGCUUGUCAUCAAUUAUGCUUCCAACUCAAAUCUGGCUGAUAUAUUAGCGUCUGAGCUCAAUUCUAAGGUCAAUUGUUCUUCUCCGGUAGCAGUUGCAGUUAAAGCCGACGUAUCAAAACCGGAAGAAAUUGAAGCACUGUUUGAUCAAGCGGAAAAGGAAUUUGGAUGUCAGGCCCAUAUCCUUGUAAACUGUGCUGGGGUGUUGGAUCCAAAGUACCCUACACUGGCCAAUACAACGGUUGAAGACUUCGACUCAGUGAUUAAUGUCAAUACAAAGGGAGCUUUUCUGUGUUGUCGGGAGGCAGCUAACCGAUUGACGCGUGAAGGCGGUGGAAGGAUAAUUACGAUCUCAACAUCAAUAGUCGGAGCAUCACUUCCUGGUUACUCAGCUUAUGCGGCUUCUAAGGCUGCCGUAGAGACUAUGACAAAGAUUAUGGCGAAGGAGUUGAAAGGUAGUGGUAUAACUGCAAAUUGUGUUGCACCUGGGCCGGUGGCAACCGAGCUUUUCUUCGCCGGUAAGACUGAAGAAACUAUUAAGAGACUUGUGGAUUCUUGUCCUCUUGGUCGAUUAGGUGAGCCGAAUGAUAUAGCUCAACUUGUUGGGUUUUUGGUCACUGAUGCCGGAGAGUGGGUCAACGGCCAAGUCAUUCGUGCUAAUGGUGGAUUUGUGGUUUGA